Molecule: messenger RNA, 1785 nt
Organism: Oenanthe melanoleuca
Lineage: Eukaryota; Metazoa; Chordata; Aves; Passeriformes; Muscicapidae
Gene: VSTM2L
Product: V-set and transmembrane domain containing 2 like
Exons: 4
Coding region: 107-751 (214 amino acids)
Source: RefSeq, a predicted model, not a curated record
GGGAAGAGCUCCGCAGCGCGGCGGCGCCGGGACCGCGGCGCAGCCCCGGGGACAGGGCUCGGCCCGGCGGCGCCGCCGCCCCCGGGACGGACGCGCCCGCGGCAAGAUGGGCGCCCUGGCUCUGGCCCUGGGGAUUUUCCACUACCUGGGGCUCUACCUGCAGCUCGGCGCCGCCUCCCGGCACCCCCCGUGGGACGCCCCGGCGGCGGGCAGCGCAGCUCUUUUCACUGAGAUCCCCCACGACAUGACGGCGCAGGCGGGUGAGGAUGUGGAGAUGGCGUGUUCCUUCCGCGGCAGCGGCUCCCCCUCCUACUCCCUUGAGAUCCAGUGGUGGUACGUCCGCAAUCACAAGGACUGGACGGACAAACAGACAUGGGCUUCCAGUCAGCUGAAAUCAUCACCACCAGAGGAGCCCGGGAAAGAGGCGACAAAAAUCAGUGUGGUGAAGGUGGUCGGCAGCAACAUCUCCCACAAGCUGCGGCUGUCGCGAGUGAAGCUGGAGGACGAGGGGACCUACGAGUGCCGGGUGAUCGACUCGAGCGACGGCAAGGCACGGCACCACAAGGUGAAGGCGUACCUGCGGGUGGAGGCAGCGGGGGGCCCGGGGCACCCCCAGGACACCGAGCUGCGGGAGGCCCCGCUGGCAGAGCUGGCCGCGCCGGCCUCAGCCCACGCACACCAUCACCACCACCACCACAAAGCCGGGAGGGAGCUGAAGAAGCGCUCGGCAGACACCUCCUGUGUGCUGUAGGGGGGCGGCGCGGGGGGAGUCCCCUCCUCCCCGGACUCAGCGGAGCCACCAAGGGUCCCGCACCCCCUGCCAGAGACUGGCCCCACCACCCCGUCCUGUCCAGCACCCCUCAGCAUCCCCCUCUCCCGCAGGGCGCCGCGGGUUUGUCCCCAGCGCGGGGCGCAGCGGUGCCGGGCUCGGUGUGGUGCGGGAGCCGGAGCUGUCAGUGCCACGGGUGCGUCGCUGGGGCUGUGCCUGGGGCCAGGCCGUGUGCCCGCCCUGCUAGUCCCCGUGUCCCCGGCCUUCUGCUGCCACCGUGGUGCCGCGGGCUGUGCUGUGUCCCCGCUCUGUGCCCAGCGCGGACCCUCCCCGCCCUCUCCUCCCCUCCCCUGUGCUUCGCAGACCCAGCCGCCUGUUCCUGUAGGUUGCCCCGUUUAGUUGCUCGGUUCCAGCCCCACAGUGCGUGUCUAAGUUCCAGCCUCCAUCCCACAGCCCGUGUGUAUCCCCCCGCCCUGCCCUGCCCCCGCCUGCCCUGCAGCCCCCAGCACGGCAAGGCCUGAGCUCAGCAGAGGAAGGACGGUACGGCACGUUCCUGGCAUCCUCCCGGCACGCUCGGCCAUCGCUCAGCCAGGCAGCUGCCCAUGCUCCCUGUGUGCUUGGGGAGGUGUGCUGACCCCUUGCACCCAUCACUCCUCCUCCCCUGGAAUUUCACAGAGGAUGGGGCGCUCCUCCGCCAGACCCGUCCACCCUGGCCCCAUCCCGCUGCCCGUGCCAGGCUCUUGGCCCCCUCUCGGUCCAGCAUCCUUCCCUCCCUCCCAGGCCACAGCACCACAUGGCCCCGGGCAGGGUCUGGCCCACGGGCUCUCGUGUCACAGUGCAAACAGCAGAGCCCGUCCCUGCUGCCCCCACGGGUGACCACAGCCACUGGGGAUGGAGCUGUGGGGAGGGACAGGGGGGUCCCAGCCUCCCCGCCCACUGCCGGGCGCUGCUCCCCUGCUGCUCCCCAGCCUGCCACCAUCAGAUCUGCUGCAGCUAAUAAAGCUCUUUAAACAAAA